Messenger RNA from Momordica charantia (bitter melon), 2338 nucleotides. RefSeq names its product glucose-1-phosphate adenylyltransferase large subunit 1. NCBI's taxonomy places the organism in Eukaryota, Viridiplantae, Streptophyta, Magnoliopsida, Cucurbitales, Cucurbitaceae. Gene Ontology annotation, biological process: glycogen biosynthetic process. Gene Ontology annotation, molecular function: glucose-1-phosphate adenylyltransferase activity. The record is from RefSeq and is a predicted model, not a curated record.
CAUUUGUAUUGGCGCCGUGUCGAGGUCACUGUGGACUGUGGCCUGGGAGAAGAGAAUCGCUCCAUUUGCACUCUCCACUCUCUAAUAUUGGAAAACCAAGAUCGCGAGAGCAACAGCAUCCCUCUGGCGGCUCAUCAAGAAAUUUAACGAUUUCAUUUUCAUUGCCACCAUCUUCAUCUUACGACUUUUGAUCUCAUUUCUUCUUCAAUCUGUUCAUUCAGACCUAUUCAUUCAUUCCUCUACAUUUUUCUCACUACACUACACUUCUUCCAUCGCUAUCUCUCUACAGAAACAGGGGCGAGUUUGAUCCUGUUUCGCCGCGCUCCCUUUUUAAAGCUUCUUUUGAUCCGCUUCUUUUGUGUUUCGCCUUGAUCUAGGCUUUUUCUUUUUGGGUCUCGGGCUUUUAUGUGUUGAUCGAGUUGAGAAGGAUCGGACAUAUUACUCAACUUUUUCUGCAGAGUGAUUGACUUCGCAUAUUCGAACUAGAUACUCGUAGAACAAACUUUUUCUUGAUCCCCAGUUGAUUAGACUAUGGAUUCGUUUGGUGUGACCUUGAAGGCCAAUGCGGUUCCAUUUAGAAUCAGCAGUCAGUGUGCUAGGAACCAAUGUUCCGGAUUCUGGGGAGAGAGUAUUGGGAGAAGCGGAAGAUGCAAACUGAUACAGACGAAUGCGCACUUGUGGAAGAACUCCUGUUCUCAGAGCAGGGAUAGAAAGCUUAAAUCAGGAGUUGUCUAUUCUGUACUCACGUCAGAAAUUAGUGAGGAAACAAUGACUUUACAGGCUCCCCUAUUUGAGACUCCAAGAGCUGAUCCGAAGAAGGUGGCUUCAAUCAUAUUGGGUGGAGGUGCUGGAAGUCGCUUGUUUCCUCUUACAAGCCAGCGAGCCAAACCAGCGGUUCCAAUUGGAGGUUGUUAUAGACUGAUCGACGUACCCAUGAGUAAUUGCAUCAAUGGUGGCAUCGAAAAGAUAUUCAUCCUAACACAGUUCAACUCUUUUUCUCUCAAUCGUCACCUUGCUCGUAUUUAUAAUUUUGGUAAUGGAGUGAAUUUUGGCGAUGGAUUCGUGGAGGUUUUAGCUGCCACUCAGACUUCGGGUGAAACUGGGAAAAAGUGGUUCCAGGGAACUGCCGAUGCUGUCAGGCAAUUUAUAUGGUUAUUUGAGGAUGCCAGGACCAAAAAUGUUGAGCACAUUCUAAUUUUGUCUGGUGAUCAUCUUUAUCGGAUGGACUACAUGGACUUUGUGCAGAGACAUAUUGACACAAACGCUGAUAUUACAGUAUCAUGCGUACCCAUGGAUGAUAGCCGAGCAUCAGAUUACGGUCUCAUGAAAAUAGACGACACAGGACGUAUUGUACAUUUUGCAGAGAAACCAAAAGGCUCUGACCUGGAAGCAAUGCGAGUUGAUACCACUGUUCUAGGACUUUCAGAGCAAGAGGCUAGAAAUAAUCCUUAUAUUGCAUCAAUGGGAGUCUAUGUGUUUAGAACUGAUAUUCUACUGAAGCUUUUGACACGGAGUUACCCUUCAUGCAAUGACUUUGGCUCAGAAAUUAUUCCAUCAGCUGUUAAAGAUCACAAAGUUCAAGCCUAUCUAUUCAAUGACUACUGGGAGGACAUUGGAACCGUGAAGUCAUUUUUUGAUGCCAACUUAGCGCUAACAGAACAGCCUCCAAAGUUUGAGUUCUAUGAUCCAAAGACUCCAUUUUAUACAUCACCUAGAUUCUUACCACCUACCAAAGUUGAGAAAUGCAGGAUUGUAGAUGCAAUAAUUUCUCAUGGUUGCUUCCUCCAAGAAUGUAGUGUUGAACACUCUAUCGUUGGUGUGCGCUCCCGAUUGGAGUCUGGCGUGGAGCUGAAGGAUACUAUGAUGAUGGGUGCGGACUACUACCAGACAGAAUCUGAAAUUGCAUCUCUGCUUGCGGAAGGAAAGAUCCCAAUUGGCAUUGGAGAGAACACCAAAAUCAGGAAUUGCAUAAUAGACAAGAAUGCCAAGAUCGGAAGAAAUGUGGUUAUUGCAAAUGCUGAUGGUGUUCAAGAAGCUGAUAGGCCAGAAGAAGGGUUUUACAUAAGGUCCGGUAUCACAGUCACAUUGAAGAAUGCAACAAUAAAAGAUGGAACCAUUAUUUAAAAUCCGAAGGCAGCCUCUUAUUCAAGUCGAGAUAGGCGAGGGUUGAAAAGAAGCAAUUGCUCGAGGCUUUCAACUAACAAUGCUCGGCAAUGAGUAGUAUUUAUUAUUUAGUGCACGACUUCCCUUAAUGUAAAAAGAACUAGUUUCUUUUCAUAUAUGUAAAAAAUAAGAAGCCAACAUGUUUCCUGAGUAAAAUAACAACUUUUGAUUUCAA